AUGGUUACACGGAUAAUCGAGCUUAAUACCUGCCUCUCCACGUCUACUGCGUUCAUAUUAUGGUUCUCCAUGUAUGCGCCGCAGUCUGAGCGCUCGAGGAAGAAAAUGAGCUAUCCCACGACCACCUCUGAGUCUCUCACAUCCGAGCCCGUCGUCCCAAGCAACGAAAAUUACACUCUAUUCAAAUCAGUUAUGGGUGUGCAGCCUACCUCAUUGAAUCGAUUCGUACCAGGGAGCUUGAGCGUUCUCCCGGAGGCUGGAUACACACAUAAAACACUACCCCAGUCGGCUCGCGUAACUUGCAUAACAUUACCCCCUUCUCCCCCUUCUCCCUUCCCCUCAGCAGGCAUGGCAGAUUCCCUGAGAUUUGAAGCUCAAGACAAUCGAGGGAGAGCUGCGGAAGUGACUGAGCCUGGAAGCAACGGCCCUCCGUCACGAAACGGUACUAAUGUCCGAAAUCCCCACCCGCGCCCUCCCAGGAACCCCUUUUUAUAA
Molecule: messenger RNA, 495 nt
Organism: Blastomyces gilchristii SLH14081
Lineage: Eukaryota; Fungi; Ascomycota; Eurotiomycetes; Onygenales; Ajellomycetaceae
Exons: 3
Coding region: 1-495 (164 amino acids)
Source: RefSeq, a predicted model, not a curated record